UGCCAAUUGCCAUGCAGGCAUGCCAGCGGCGCCAGUCUUCUGUUUGGCGUCACUGGGCAACGAUGAGUUGUAGCGCGCUCCUGGCGAGUCUGGGAGUAUUUGAACCACUUUUUACUGUCGUAGGAAUUUUGACAGUAGGCAGGAUCCUUCUGCAGGCACUCUGGGCCGUUGGGAAUGGUUUGCGGGCACACUUUUGGUCACGGCUGUGGCGGAAGAGGCUGGUCGAGGACUACGGCAGAUGGGCAGUGGUGACGGGCAGCACUGAUGGCAUCGGGAAGGAGUACGCCAAGGAGCUGGCCAAGAGGGGCAUGAACGUGGUCUUCGUGUCACGAACUCUCGACAAGCUGAAGAAGGUCUCAGCUGAAAUUGCCCAGGAGUUCGGCGUGGAGACGGAGAUUGUGCAGGCAGACUUUUCGGAUGGCCGUCCCAUCUAUGAAAACAUCGCCAAACACUUACAAGACAAAGAGAUUGGGGUUUUAGUGAACAACGUCGGGGUGUUGCUGCCUCAACCUAUGCCGUUCGGAGACGCCUCCGACAAAGACUUGUGGGCUCAUGUCAACGUCAACGUGGCCUCAGUGCCGGCCAUGACCAAGUUGGUGCUGCCGGGCAUGUUGAGGCGGGGCCGCGGGGCCAUAGUCAACGUGUCUUCCCUCUCCAACAUCUGCCCCGUCCCGCUUAUUGGCAUCUACGCCGCCACCAAGGCAUUCGUCGACUACUUCUCCCGGUCGCUGGAGCAUGAAUACCGCGGCUCAGGCAUCACCGUGCAGACCGUCAUGCCCGGCUAUGUCUCCACCAACAUGACCAGCUACAGCGACCUCGUCCAUAAACCCGGCGUGUUCAUCCCCAACGCGUCAACAUUCGCUGCCAGCACCGCACACACCCUGGGCUACGCACGCAGAACUACAGGUUAUUGGGUUCACGGCAUCCAGGCUCACCUUCUCGAGAACUUCAUGAAUUCGGAGCUUUGCAUGUAUAUAAUGUACCACUGGCAUAUGAUGCAGAUCCGUUCCGUGAAGAAGAAUCAGGAUUAGCGAUGAAGUGAAUGUCAAGUGGAAGUACGCAGACGUAAUUUUGUUAUUGUGUGCUUACUACCUCUGAAGCAGGUGAUUCGUAUGCCUGUAAUUUUACAAUCCACCUGUCAUAAUGUGAAUAAAAGUGAAACUCAGAAACUUAUCAACGUUCUAAUGUUCGAUCAACCA
This is a messenger RNA of Eriocheir sinensis (Chinese mitten crab), 1199 nucleotides long. RefSeq names its product inactive hydroxysteroid dehydrogenase-like protein 1. Bases 12 to 1031 code for a protein of 339 amino acids. The transcript has 7 exons. Lineage: Eukaryota; Metazoa; Arthropoda; Malacostraca; Decapoda; Varunidae. Gene Ontology annotation, cellular component: endoplasmic reticulum. Gene Ontology annotation, molecular function: oxidoreductase activity. The record is from RefSeq and is a predicted model, not a curated record.